AUGAGUAUAGAAAGAGCCUCUUCAUCUGUACCUUCCUCUUCUUUGAAAUGGAAAUAUGAUGUCUUCCUAAGUUUCAGAGGUAAAGACACCCGAAAGGGUUUUACAAACAACUUAUACACUGAGUUGGUAGCUCAAGGGAUUGAAACUUUCAUGGAUGACCAUGAACUUCAAAAGGGGGAAGCCCUUUCUCCAGUACUUUUAACUGCAAUUGAAGAACCCAGAUUUGCAUUCGUUGUACUCUCAGUCAAUUAUGCAUCGUCAACAUGGUGCUUGGAUGAACUUUUGAAGAUUCUUGAAUGCAUGGAAACAAGGAUAACAGCUCUGCCAGUUUUCUAUGAUGUUGAUCCCUCUCAUGUACGACAACAGACAGGGAGUUUUGCAGAGGCUUUCAAUGAACAUGAAAAGAGAUUUAGGGAUGAUACAGAUAAGUUGCAAGGAUGGAGAACUGCCUUAACAAAAGUAUCAAAUUUCACUGGGUGGAAUUUGAAGGACUGGAGGUACGAACGAGAUCUCAUCAAAGAAAUAGUUGCAGUGGUGUGUGCGAAAUUGUUCCCUAGAUUGUUUAGAUCUGUGGAGAACCUAGUUGGAAUUGAUUCAAGAGUAGAAGCAGUUCAUUUGCUGUCACGGGAAGGUGUGCAUGAUGUUAGCUUUAUAGGGAUAUUGGGGAUGGGAGGGAUUGGUAAGACAACUAUUGCCAGAGUUUUGUAUGACAGAAUCUCUCAUCAAUUUGAAUUCAGUAGCUUUCUUUCAAAUGUUAGAAGCAAUGCAAGAAAAAAGUGGUCUGCUGCAGUUAACAAAAGAAGCUUAUUUCUAGGAUGCGUGGGAAAAGAUGUUGACGUAUGGGAUGUUCAUGAAGGAGCCAAGAAGAUAAAGAGAUUUCUACGUUACAAGAAGGUUCUUCUCGUUCUUGAUGAUGUUAAUCAUUCGGACCAAUUGGACUAUUUGGCUAGAAAGAAAGAUUGGUUUCAUAUUGGAAGUGUUGUUAUCAUUACAACUAGAAAUGACCAUCUACUGGUUAAACAUGGUGUAGAGAGAAAAUUUGAGGUCCAAGGACUAAGUAGUGAUGAAGCUCUUCAGCUUUUUAGCUUGAACGCCUUUAAAAGAGAUUACCCUGAACAAAAAUAUCUUGAAUUGUCUAAUCAAGUCCUCAACUAUGCCAAAGGUCUUCCAUUAGCUCUGAAAGUAUUGGGAUCUUUUCUACAUGGAAGAGGUGUAGGCGCCUUUUCUUCUCCUUCCAUUAGCUCUGAAAGUAUUGGGAUCUUUUCUACAUGGAAGAGGUGUAGGCGCCUGGAGAAGUGUUUUGUGCAAAUGGAGAGACAUAUUGGAAUAGAUGUCCUUGUGGAAAGAUCCCUCUUAACUGUUUCCUUCGGCACAAUAUGGAUGCAUGACUUGCUCCAAGAAAUGGGUUUAGAAAUUGUUCGCCGGGAGUCUCCUGAAGAGCCAGGCAAGCGCAGCAGGUUGUGGCUUUAUGAAGACAUCAAUCACGUGCUGGGUGGAAAUACAGGAACAGACACAGUGGAAGCCAUAGUCCUGGACCUUGACCAUAUCAUGGAUGUUACUGAUGAACCAGUUAUGCACAUGAAUUCUAAAUCAUUUUCGAAAAUGAACAAAUUGAGACUGCUUGAGAUACGUAAUGUGCAACUUUCUAAACUCUGUGAUGGCCUCGAGUAUCUUUCAACUGAGUUACGAAUUCUCAGGUGGUUGAAGUUUCCUCUACGAUCUUUGCCAUCAUCUUUCAACCCAGAGAAGAUAAAAGAAAUUAACUUGUGUCAUAGCCAGAUUGUAUAUCUUUGGAUGGGCAUAAAGCAUUUACACAGUUUGAAAACCAUCAACCUCAGCCACUCUUUGAAUCUUCUCGAGAUCCCAGACUUAAGUGGUAGUACAUAUCUUGAAUGUUUGAUUCUUGAAGGUUGUAUACGCCUGACUGAGGUUGACUCAUCAGUGGGUAUGCUGGAAAGACUGACUUUGUUGAACUUGAGAGAUUGCACAAGUCUGUGUCGUCUUCCAUGCAGUGUAUCUGGAUUGAAAUCUCUGAAAGUUCUUCUUCUUUCUCGUUGCUCGAAACUUGAAAAAUUGCCGGAAGAUUUGGGCGAUGUAAAAAGUUUGGAAGAGCUUGAUGUGGCUGGAACUACCAUGAGACCACUGCCUUCAUGCCUUGGUCCUCUGGAAGACAUCAUUGUCUUAAAUUUUGAUGGAACAAAGUUUUUCCGAUGGUCUUCUUUUGCUCAUUUGCAGUCUUUAAGAACUUUGAAUAUAAGUAACUGCAAUAUCUGGGAUAUGGGAUUUAUCCCUGUUGUCUGCCCCAUUAAGUUUUCAUUAAAAAGAUUAAAUCUAAGCUCUAACCAAUUUGUGAGGCUUCCGGGGAACAUCAGCCAACUUCACGUGCUUGAAUAUCUCGAUUUGCAGAGAUGCCAGUACCUUGAAGAAUUGCCGAAGCUUCCACCUCGUGUCGAAGUCAAUGCCAAUAAUUUCCUUUCGUUGGAGAUAGUGACCAAGUGGAAUUUUCUGUCAAAGGCAUAUUUUCUCAAUUGUUUCAGACUGGUGAAGCAACAAUUGGAGCGACACCUUCAGGCACUUUCAUAUCAUCGUCAAGUAGAGAAAUUUGAGUUUGUCAUUCCUGGAAAUGAUAUACCAGUGUUUUACUCAUCAAACCGCGGGUCCUUCGGCCAAGCUGUACUGGAUCACCUCUGGAUUUUCUGUAGUUCACUCCAGAGUCGUCAAGAUUGGCAACACAUUGAAUUUUUAUUUACGACAGAUGGCCAAGGUUUGCAAGUGAAGAAGUCUGGAGUUCGUGUAGUGUACCAUGAAGAUGAGGAAGAGAAGCUUAACAAUGUUUCUCAGGAGCCUUUCACAUCAUCUCCGGGUGAGGCAGCGACUAUAUCAUGUGCUACCAAGCGAAGUCCUGAACACUUUGAGUUUAAGUUCGGGUCUGAUGACGAAGUUGAUUUAGACGUUGGAGACGACGUAGCAAUCGCCUAUUUCUCUCAGGCUACAAACCUAGCAAUAGCAUGA
This is a messenger RNA of Fragaria vesca subsp. vesca, 3012 nucleotides long. RefSeq names its product TMV resistance protein N-like. Lineage: Eukaryota; Viridiplantae; Streptophyta; Magnoliopsida; Rosales; Rosaceae. Gene Ontology annotation, molecular function: ADP binding; protein binding. Gene Ontology annotation, biological process: defense response; signal transduction. The transcript is spliced from 8 exons. The coding region runs from base 1 to 3012 and encodes 1003 amino acids. The record is from RefSeq and is a predicted model, not a curated record.